This is a messenger RNA of Thalassophryne amazonica, 1070 nucleotides long. Its product is annotated as gamma-aminobutyric acid receptor subunit gamma-3-like. The record is from RefSeq and is a predicted model, not a curated record. Bases 1 to 891 code for a protein of 296 amino acids. Gene Ontology annotation, molecular function: GABA-A receptor activity; GABA-gated chloride ion channel activity; inhibitory extracellular ligand-gated monoatomic ion channel activity. NCBI's taxonomy places the organism in Eukaryota, Metazoa, Chordata, Actinopteri, Batrachoidiformes, Batrachoididae. The transcript is spliced from 6 exons. Gene Ontology annotation, biological process: monoatomic ion transmembrane transport; chloride transport; gamma-aminobutyric acid signaling pathway. Gene Ontology annotation, cellular component: synapse; postsynapse; neuron projection.
AUGUCAGAUCGUGACAGGAGAGGCCAGUGCUGUGUUCCACUAAUGACAAUAAAUGCAGAAUGCCAACUGCAGCUACACAACUUUCCAAUGGACGCACAUUCCUGCCCACUCAUCUUCUCCAGUUAUGGGUACCCACAAGAUGAGAUGAUUUACAAGUGGAGGGCAAAUUCUGUGGAGGCAGCUGACCAAAAGUCCUGGCUACUCUAUCAGUUUGAUUUUAUGGGCCUGAGGAACACUAUGGACAUAAUAAAGACGACAGCAGGUGACUAUGUGGUGAUGACUGUGUACUUUGACCUGAGCAGAAGGAUGGGAUACUUCACCAUCCAGACUUACAUCUCCUGCAUCCUCACCGUGGUCCUCUCCUGGGUCUCCUUCUGGAUCAAAAAAGAUGCCACACCAGCCAGAACUGCUUUAGGUAUCACCACGGUGCUGACCAUGACUACACUUAGUACAGUAGCCAGGACGUCUCUGCCCAGAGUGUCUUAUGUGACCGCUAUGGACUUUUUUGUCACCGUCUGCUUCCGCUUUGUCUUUGCUGCACUAAUGGAAUACGCCACGUUAAACUACUACUCAUACAGUGCCCGAAGACCCAACUGUAUCCAGACUAAACAAUCCAACUACUCGGUGCUGGAUGUGAGAUCACCACACACAGUCAUCACGUUGAACAACUUGUACUGGCAGGACUUUGAGGAAGCAUGUGUCUACGAGUGUCUGGAAGGCAAAGACUGCCAGAGCUUCUUCUGCUGCUUUGAGGAGUGUAAAGGAGGUGCAUGGAGAAAAGGACGUGUCCACAUAGAUAUACUUGAACUGGACUCGUACUCGCGUGUCUUUUUUCCUACCUCCUUCUUGCUCUUCAAUGUGGUCUACUGGAUAAGUUACCUCUACCUUUAGCACUGCGUGUGCCGAGCAGAUUGUUCUGCCUCUGUGACUUCAGGUACGACAACACAACACGUGACCCGCUCUCUUCAUACGCUGCACACAUGGAGGACAUCAAAGACAAAAUGAAGACAAAGAAGGAAAUGUGUUUGCACUGCUACCCCAAACCUGUCAGUCAGAAAGCAGCGCACUAU